UGGCGAAGGCUCACCUCGUCGCCGUCGCUAUCGCCGUCGCCGUUGCUGUUGUCGUUAUCGCCACGAUGCCGCUAUUUCUAGAACAAAGCAGGAAGAUAGUGAGAUAGAGAUAGCGAGAUCAUGGAUGAUGAAGAGCGUCUUGAGGGUGAAGAAGAAAUGGAGUUGGAUGAAGCUUCUGAUGGGGAAGACGAGGAUGAGGAGACCACAGGUAUCCCUGUGUCUCCAGCCAACUCGGAUCAAUUGCUUGGGCAAACAACUCCAACAACUCCUGGUAACAUCACACCAGAGGAGGUUUUUCAUGAUCCGAUGCGGUAUCAGAAGUUUCCACUGCCUGGAGGCAAACCUUUGAGUAUUCGUCGUGGACCUGGUAGGCCUCGGAAAGAACGGCCUCUAGGUAUAACUCGCGGAGGUGUUGCUAGAAGAGCAUUUGGACGGGGUGGUACCCGAGGCAAAGGACUUGGAUACGCAAGAGGCAUGCCACGGCGCACCAAGAGCAAAGAUGACGACAUGCAUUCAGAAUCACCUAGUCCUUUGCGCAUCGGUGGGGCGGACGAUGCCGCUCCUGACGGCAGCGGCGAGUCAGGGAACAUGGCUGAUAGGUCAAUGCCAGCACCCGAAGAGCCUCCUUACUUUGCUGAACAAUGGCCAGGCAAGGUGUGCGCGUUAUGCAAUUUAGGCGAGAGAAGUCAGUUAGGGCAGGGCGAGCUUUUACGCUUAACAUGUCCACCGGGUUUCACUCCCGAAAAGUCGUCGAAUCGCGAUGAAACUACUGAUCAUCUCGUCGACGUUGCUGCUACUGGAGAUAAAAGUCCACGUACGGCUGGACCUGGAGCUGCUGUUACCUGUCGCAGACAAAAAAGUUUAGCCAAAUGCAGGAAUACUAGUCUAACGAAUUUCACGGAACCAGUGGAGGAGCUGACAAUCGUAGGCUAUUCGGAGGAACCAGAAAUCGGGGCACUGUUUGAACCAUCGACAGGUCAUUAUUACGUUCACCAGUCGUGCAUUAUCUGGUCUAACAACAGUCAAGAUUUGGCGACGGAAUCAACCUGCCGCGCUGUUCUGCAAGCUUCCUCCAGACGUUGCGCCUUUUGCUCACGUUAUGGUGCCGGAAUUUCUUGCAAAGUGCAAUCGUGCAAUCGUUAUUUUCAUUUCCCGUGUGCCGCAGCUAGCAGUUGUUUUCAGGACACUAAGAGCUUGGCUCUUUUUUGUAGUCAGCAUCUUGGUCAAGUCCCGCUUUUGCUGAAUGGGGAGGUGACUUGUGUGCAAUGUUAUGGAAUGGGUGAUGUAUCGAAUUUAGUAAUGUGCUCGGUGUGCGGCCAGCACUAUCAUGGCAGUUGUGUGGGUUUGGCGUUGCUACCAGGGGUGCGUGCUGGGUGGCAGUGUGUCUCAUGUCGUGUGUGUCAAGUUUGUCGUCAACCUGAGGAUGUUUCUAAGGUGAUGCUGUGUGAACAAUGCGAUAAAGCCUAUCAUCCCGGCUGUCUGCGGCCGAUUGUCACUUCCAUUCCAAAAUACGGCUGGAAAUGCAAGUUGUGCCGUGUGUGUACCGAUUGCGGGUCGCGUACUCCUGGAGCUGGAUUGUCUUCUAGAUGGCAUUCUCAUUAUACUGUAUGUGAUUCAUGCUAUCAACAGCGCAAUAAAGGUUUCUCUUGUCCGCUUUGUAGAAAGGCAUACAGAGCUGCGGCAUAUCGAGAAAUGGUACAGUGCCAUGCAUGCAAAAAAUUUGUGCAUGGCACGUGCGAUCCCGAGGCUGAUCCGCUCACCUAUCAGCAACGCAAAGAGGCAAAGCCUGAUUACGAGUACAUCUGUUCAAAUUGCAAGAGCAUGGCUAUUGUAGCCAGACGAAAGGACAGCAUUGACGAAGGCGAAUUGUGCCUGAGCGCUUCUCAAGAGAGUCUCGAUGGUGAAUCGUCUGAAUUAGAUUAUCAAGGUGGUUCCGAAGAGGCGCUUUAUUCGGUCGGAUUGGGAAAAGGAAAGCCAUUUUGCGCUACGAAGAUCGCGAAAAAGAGGUUAGGAAUUAGCGGUGGCAUUAUUGGUAGACCUAAAGGUAUCGGGAAACUGGGCUACCAAAAACGACAAAAGAUGACGGAAUUUGGAAGGAAACGAGGACCUAAAGCGAAAAUGAGAGGAAUCUUUGGGGUGCCCGGAGUAGGUCUUCAGCGUCCGAUGUCAGAUUCUCAGUCAAAGGAGGACGAGCCUCCUGGUAUGGAAAAUAGACUUGUGCUUUGCUCGGCAAAGGACAAAUUUGUUCUAACUCAGGACAUUUGUGUGAUGUGCGGCGCGAUUGGCACUGAUCAGGAAGGUUGUUUGAUUGCAUGUGCACAAUGUGGCCAAUGUUAUCAUCCAUACUGCGUCAACGUGAAAGUCACCAAAGUCAUACUGCAGAAAGGCUGGCGAUGUCUGGAUUGCACUGUUUGCGAAGGUUGUGGCGAGCGAAACGACGAAGCUCGCUUGAUUCUCUGCGACGAGUGCGAUAUUAGCUACCAUAUCUAUUGCAUAGACCCGCCUUUGGACGUAGUGCCGCAAGGUACCUGGAAGUGCAAAUGGUGCGCUCAGUGCCAAACUUGUGGCUCGAACGAUCCCGGUUUUAACUCGUGCUGGCAGAAAAGCUACACUCAAUGCGGACCCUGCGCUUCCCACACCUCUUGCGUUGUUUGUCAAGAAGCUUAUCAAGAAGGCGAUCUUAUAAUUCAAUGUGUACAAUGCGAAAGAUGGCUUCAUUGUCUUUGUGAUUUAAUCAGAAACGAGGCUGAGGCAGAACGAUGUGCUGAAGAAGGUUACGUUUGUAUUCUUUGUCGUCCUCGUGACGUUCCUCCCGCUCAUCUUCUGUCGAAACCUCAGACAAAAUUCUCCGCCAGAUUGUCUCCUCCGCCGCAAAAUCGAAGCCCGGAAAUGUUUAAACAAUCCUCACAGCAAUAUUUAAUGGAAGGAGUUCACCUUUCCGAGGCUGGGAUGAGUCAUAUCAAAUCC
This is a messenger RNA of Linepithema humile (Argentine ant), 2967 nucleotides long. NCBI's taxonomy places the organism in Eukaryota, Metazoa, Arthropoda, Insecta, Hymenoptera, Formicidae. The record is from RefSeq and is a predicted model, not a curated record.